AGUGCACACACCUGAGCUUACUGCUAAGGAGUGGUUCCCCUUCCAGUAAAGGAGAAUGACAGAAUUUUCCUCCAGGCGGGUGUUCACGGCACUCCUGUCCAGGGGAUGAACAAUCAGUAUGUCCGUCGAGAGGUCUUCUGCAGGAACAGCUGCCAUGAGCUCAAGCGGUUCUGGGAGAGGGAGAUCGGGAAGCAGGCGUGCUACAGAGAGUCCGAGGAGCACCGCCUAGGAAGGAGCGCCCUGAGAAAACUCAGAGAAGAAUGGAAACAGAGGCUGGAGACAAAGCUGAGGCUGCGGAACAACCCAGACGAGGCUGAGAAGCGAGCAAAUGUCAGCUCAGAGCUUCCCGCAUCCGCAACCGACCGAGGCGCAGAGGUCACUCCAUUAGAAGCCAGUUAAACCCCAAGUCCCUCUGCUUGCACAUCCUUCCCCAGUGCCCCGCCCCGUGGCAGCUACUUCCUCUCUGCAAGGAAGCCAGGCUAAGAUUCCCAACGCCUCUGAACCGUGAGCUUGUAUCAAGGCCUCAGACACCGUGUUUGUUUUCAUAUCAUUUCCCUCUCGUUUUAAAAUCUUUUAAAGUCUGUGCAUAUCAGAAGGGAUUCCCAUCUUCUUGGUCUUACUUUAAGCACUGCAUAGUAUUUCUGCUCCACCAUUUCAACCAAGAAAAGUAACUACGUGAAGUGAAAUCUCUUCCUUUAAUGAGAAGAGCAAUGAGCCCGUCUACAGAAACAGCAGCACCAGUAGUCCAUACAUAAGGCUUGCAAAGAACCGGUCUCUCUGUGUAUUAUUAUUAAUUAUUAUUAUUAUCAUUAUUUAUUGAAUUGAAUCGGCCUUCAGAAACCAUGUCUAUCAAUAAAAUAUGGAGAUAAUUUUAAUAAAUUCAGUCGUUUGCUAGUCCA
Messenger RNA from Mus musculus (house mouse), 899 nucleotides. RefSeq names its product family with sequence similarity 240 member A (gene Fam240a). Bases 106 to 399 code for a protein of 97 amino acids. NCBI's taxonomy places the organism in Eukaryota, Metazoa, Chordata, Mammalia, Rodentia, Muridae. The record is from RefSeq and is marked validated. The transcript is spliced from 3 exons.